AUGUUACGCCGCCGGACCUGGUAUAUAUCCAGACUCAAGAAAUAAAAGCGCCAAUUACACUUGUUUGAUGUACUUAUCUACACAUCAGGGACUAUGUGACUUGAUUGUACAUCCAUCGCACCUCAUCAAAGAAGACUAUUCUAAUAUUUUUGUUUUGUCACAUGAAGGAUCCGUUGAAAUAACUGUGGAGCAGACAAUAUUGUUUUCCGCUGAACAUUGGGAUAUUUUAUUUACUAAUAUUUAUAUUUUCAUCAUAACCAUGAACACUUCAAAUCUACAUAUUUAUGCGACGUUACUAUCGGGUAUUUUACUUCAGUACUUUAUGAGAUGGGUGCAUUCAGCAAGCCUUCCAUCCGUACCCCCACCAUCACACCACCAACCAGCAUCCCUACACACACUCCUUGAUUCCGUGCCUCCAACAAAUAGUACAGGUACUGACGAUGAACAGGAAAUAUAUGAAAAUGAAAAUGGUGCCUUGCAUAGAAUAAAGAGAAGUCGUACUAGGUGUAGAAGACAAACUACUGAUGCUCUACAAGAAAUGUUACAAGCAGCAGGGGCAAACACACUCUAUAUGGACAACAGUCCCCUAAAUUUCCCAAAUUUACUUUACUUCGCUUCAAACAAGACAUCAAAAAGCAGCAGAAGAUUAAGAAAGAGGGAUGUAGAAUCGGUUUUACACGAAGGCUCCCACCCAUCUUUACCCCAAGAACUUCAGGAACAAUUACACAACUCAUACGUCACACCACAGCAAAGAAGAUCGACCAGAUCGAUACGAAACUCAGUAGGUGAGAGUACUAUUGGAUACUGUGAAAAUAUGGGAGAACCAAAUGAUGACGGGUUUCUGCGUCUUUGCGGAGCAUGCAUGAUGACAACAGAACUACCAGAUAAUUAUUUCCCGCGGUAUCUUAACGAAGUUGUCUGCGACCCUCAACAGGCGACAGCGGGCUGUCUAUUAGGUACUGGAAGAUGCGCAGAUCGAACUUUUGAACUGAGCAUGCUCAGAAGAACGGAUGAGUGCGCGCCCCAAAGGAGUGCGACGGGCGGACGGCGGUACGUCGAACAUUGGGAAGUGGUAACGAGAAGUGUGCGCGUCGGGUGCGAGUGUGAGUUAAAUCCACAAUCACACUUAGCAGCGGCGCUGGUUGGAUCAUAACCAAUGGAUUCUACGCACACACUUUAUCAUCAUGCCCGCCAUUUUGUUUUGAAAGCAUUCCAGUUUAUUUUUGAUACUCUUCACCGUUAUUUAUAUAAAAAAUGAAUAAAUCGAAAGACUGAUGUAUAUAAUGAUUAUUGAUGAAAAUGUUAUUUAAAGAAUGCGUGUAAUACUUGUAUGAGAUUUUUAAAAAGCAAUUAAUGUUUUUGGUGAUGUCAAAUAUUUCAGAGUUGAAUUAAACAGCACACUUGACUUAUGCACGUAGCUGAUAUGAAAAUAAGCGGACGAGCAAGUCGCACAUGCCUUUAUAUGUUAACACAGCAUGAAUAUGUAAACGAUGUAAAGUCACAAUUUACCAAAAUUCAGGUUUUCUGUUUUCUUGCCAAAAUAAUUCAUCGGGAUGAUUUGACUAUCCAUAAUGUAAAAGGUGUGCUACGCACAAUGUGUAUUAAGCACAAUUUAACCCCAAUUCAGGUUGUCUGUUUUCUUGCCAAAAUAAUUCAUGGGGGUGUCAACAAAAUAAGCCUAAACAUACAAUGAAUCAUAAUUAUUAGCCUUUUCACAAUGCACAAUAUUUAUGCGACCAACUGACGAGGGUCAAAGUUAUCCACUGCAUUCCUAUUCAUGUUUUUACGUCGCAAGAAUUGAGUUGAUAUUCUUUUCUAUUUAUUUUUAGGAUAAGGGAAUAUUUAAGUAGCAAUUUCGACCACCCUGACAUGUUGCUACCAUAGAGAUUUGACUUUUUUAUCAUCUCUGAGAAUCAAUAAUCUUUAGAUACAGGUGUUUUUACUAACCCAAGACUAUCCAAAUAAGUAAUGACUUCCGUUUGUAUAAGCAGAAGUGUUUAUAUGUAAACAGUAUAUAAUUUAAAAUCAUAACAGAUGAUUAAACCCACCGGCCCGUUAACACGACAGUCAUUAAUCUAUUCUUUCUGGUAAUUUUGAUAUGGAUAUCUGGUUGAGUUGAAAGUCGAGUCUUUCAUUGUUUCCAGUGCUAUAUGUAUGUAUUAAUAUUUGAGAGCCAGUUCUCGGAAAAGAUAGAUGUAUGAUUGUAAGCUUAUGAUUGUUAUUUCAAAAUAACACUUAAUUCAAUUCAAAUAAAUAUUUAGCAUAUCUGCCUUUUCAGUUUCACUUGAAUAGCUAGCAUUUAGGGGUUUCUAUGCUUCAUUUCUGUUCAUUUUUGGCAUUAUUGAUAUUUUCUUACUAUUUUAUCUUGUGACCGAAUUCAGAAAUCCUGAUACUCUUUCAUUCAAAUUAUACGUAUUGCUCAUUCUCCCUUAUUUCCAUUUUCUAUCUAUUUUUCUCCAUCCUUCUUGAUAUUAAUUUUAUCGUAUUUGUCAUUUUAUACGUUUUCUAGUUUUCCUUCUUUUUCUUCUGCCCUUCCUUUAUCUUUUGUCCGUUUUUUGUAUUCUCCAUCAUCAUCAUCAUCCUCAUCAUCUCAUCAUCAUCAACAUCAUCAUCAUAUCAUCACCAGCACCACCACCACCAUCAUCAUCAUCAUCGUCAUCAUCACCACCACCACCAUCAUCAUCAUCAUCAUCAUUACUAUCAUCAUCGUCGUCGUCGUCGCCAAUACCGUGUACCAUAAUGGUAACAGUAUUUGUGAGCAAAUUGAUUAGAUUGGUUGGAUUCAUAACUUGAAGAACAAAAUAAUAUUGCGAUAACCAUUUUAAAUGUUAUUUUCCAAAAUAGACAAUGUUAAUAAAUUCGUAUCUUCUUAGAUGAAAUGAUGGUCAAAUUUGAUUGAUAGAAGACGGGUAUGUGACUGUUGCUUUUCUUCGAUCAACAAUUUAAUUUAUGAUAAACAUUUAUGUGCAAUGCCAAUAUGCAACCACUUUUCAAUUAUAACUUUGUAUCCACUCUGACAAAAUUGUGUCAGGCAAUAGAAUAUAUACUGGAAGUACUUCAUGCGAUUUCUGCUAUUCCCGACAGAAGGCAUUUCGCAUCAGAAACACAACAAAGCUAUUUAGGUUAAAUUUAAAAGCAGAACAGUAUCAAAUAUGAUUUAUUUUAAAAUGAUUGGUGAAUAAUCUCGUAUCUUAUGUCAGAUUUUCUUUCAAUUAAAUGCUAAUGAUUUUGAAGAUUCCGUAUUAUAUUCAUAUCAAAAGCUUGUUCAUACACUCUCAUCAUAUAAUUAUAUCAACCUACAACCUACGUCAUUCAUAAUGAAUAAGCGUUACUUUGGAACCGGCUUGGCUUUUAGCUUUAUCUUUCAUUUCUCGUAAACGAGUUCUAUACAAUAGAAAGUCAACGUUAUUGAAACAUAAUGAUUAAACUUAGAUGUUUACUCUCUUCGAUUUAUUGUUUAUGUGAGUUAAUGUAUUCAUUAUGCUCGAGUUACCAAACCGAUAUUGUAUUCAGGUCGUGCUUAAAAAACACCUUUUAAUCGGAUAAAACAGGGAAGAUUUUAGUUCGAAAUACAUCGGUAUUUAUUCUGAAUUUUUGCGACAGGUUUUUUGUAAUGUACAUUGUAUUCGUAUUUAUGUAUGCCAUUCACACUAUUUAUUUAUUGAAUGUAAAUUUUACAGUGCAAGCGUUUCAAAAUUUUCUUGCCAUGAAUAAAAAAGUUAUUUAUUGAACACAAUUAUAGUAUGUAUGUGCCGGGGCGUAUUUGGCGUUCCUGCUUCCACGUUUACUGCAAGAAUGGUAACAUGGAGGGAGAGGGGAGAUUCUAACUUAUUGAAAUAAAAAUGACAAAGGU
This is a messenger RNA of Lytechinus pictus (painted urchin), 3853 nucleotides long. RefSeq lists its product as uncharacterized. The record is from RefSeq and is a predicted model, not a curated record. NCBI's taxonomy places the organism in Eukaryota, Metazoa, Echinodermata, Echinoidea, Temnopleuroida, Toxopneustidae. The coding region runs from base 68 to 1153 and encodes 361 amino acids. The transcript is spliced from 7 exons.